Messenger RNA from Oryzias melastigma (Indian medaka), 3675 nucleotides. It is a transcript of the gene nufip2, whose product is annotated as nuclear FMR1 interacting protein 2. The record is from RefSeq and is a predicted model, not a curated record. Gene Ontology annotation, molecular function: RNA binding. The transcript is spliced from 4 exons. NCBI's taxonomy places the organism in Eukaryota, Metazoa, Chordata, Actinopteri, Beloniformes, Adrianichthyidae. Bases 360 to 2237 code for a protein of 625 amino acids. Gene Ontology annotation, cellular component: cytoplasmic stress granule; nucleoplasm.
GUCCACUGGCUGGAGACGUGGCAGCGCCUCGGGUCAUAUGAUUUUGGCUCGUGCACGAACCCCACCCCGUUAUUUCCUACCAUGAUAGGGGUUUUAUAUUGUUUUCCCAACUCCUAAUUCUAGAGUAAAAUGCAGAUUUGAGCGAUAAAGUCGAUGGAUCCGAUUUGCAAUGCCCAACAGAGGAUCUGGACGUGGAUUUAAGUGGCGGUGACCACCCAAAACAGAGCCAUUUUUAGACCUUUACUGCUGACGUUUACACGGGCUUCAAAUAGCUUCCGUUUCACUCUGGUAGUGAUUGGACCGUUCAGCACUUAGAGGGAGCUAACACCGCCUCAACCAGUCCGACAUUCUUCACUUCAAUGGAGGAACAGCCCAAAGAUCGGGCACAAGAAAGGCAGAACCACCAUUACGGAGAGGACAGAAACUACAUUCAACACACACUUCGUCUGAAAAAUGAUCAGAGCCAGCUCCAGUGCCAGCAUCAGGAAACGCAGGCGAAGAAAACAGGCAAUAAAAAAGUAAUCGUCAGUGACGGGGAAGGCGAGAAGAACGCACACCUGCCUGAUGCUGUUGGUAUGCUCCAUUCUUCAAACAGCAAUGGUAACAGACACUUGAGUAACGCGCAUGUGAAGCAAAAGGGAACGCAGAGGCACCACGCAGCCGCUUUGAAAGUGAGCAACAAAGGAUCGGACUAUAAGAAGACUAUGGACCUUAAAAAUGAGAAGGAAAAGGCCGUGGAUUUAAGUCAUCACGAGGUCCAACCUUCAGAGAAAAAAGACUCUGUUUUGCUUCAGAACGGUGUUGUCAACUGUGGCUUGAUUACAAAUGGCUACUCUAGCAAGGAUAACGACGGGAGCGGCUCCGAGGGUGGAUACACCACUCCAAAGAAACGCAGGACCCGCUGUAACAAUGUCAAGAACUUUGCUGAUGUGACGAAAGACAAGGAGAAGGACGCACAACCCAGCAACAGUAUGCAGGAACCAAGGGCUUUGAACCUUGAUCCAGCUGAGAAAGGACUCUCCUCUAGAACUGAUGGCUUUAAAUCCACCCAUAAAGCAGAAAUGCAGUCAGCUGUACCUGGCGAAUGUCCAAGGAAAAACUCUGAAGGCAAAGCAGCUGCCACUUUUAGUAAAAAAACGGAGGAAAAGCAGAAAGGCAAGAACUCCUCACCUUCUAAAGAGGACUCGUGGACUUUGUUUAAGCCCCUUCCCGCAUUUCCUGUGGACAAUAGCAGUGCUAAAAUUGUUCCCAAGAUCAGUUAUGCAAGUAAAGUAAAAGAGAACCUCAAAGUAGCUCAAGGUGGGGAAGAGGCAGCUCCUCCUCCUCCUGUGAGAAUGUCACAGGUUCCAAUGUCUGCUAUGAAAACCAUCACCUCAGCUAGCUUUACUAAUGGUCCUGUUUCUGGAAAUGGAAACUGCUGCCCGACUGUGGGGAUCUUUUUUGCUCCUGCUGCUAGUAGUCUUCAAUCAGCUCCAUCUAUUCCAAGUGGCGAGAAUGUAGCAACGUCUGUGGACAGUAACUGUAGCUCGACAACCAGUCCUGUCGACGGAGAAACGUAUGAACUUCAGAAGUGUUCUCUUUUAAUCUACCCUUUAAAUAUGCAACCUGUGCUCCCCAGUGCUCGCCACCUUGACCCGCCCGCGGCUCAGACAAAUCAGAAAGCCCUGAGAGACAUCUUUCAGAAUCAGUGGGGGCUGUCCUUCAUAAACGAACCCAAUUUGGGGCUGGAGGGGGGGAACGGGCUCACGGCUGCGGAGGACCAGACUCCUGUGACUUCUCAAAGCGAGGCAACCAAGUCCUGCUUCGACGCUGCCCCAUCAUUGGUAGAAUCUUGCACUUUGUCUCAAGACUCGCAGAAAAGAACUUGUGCCCCUUGCCAAGCGUCAAACCCCUGUUCUCCUGCUUGCAUGGUCGGCGAGGAGGAGACAAAGUUGCUUCCUUGUAGCCAGGACAAGACUAAAACUGAGACCAAGGGUGCAAUUACUUCAAUGUCGACCUCCAGUAAAGACAACAGUGCCAAGUCUGCACAGGGCCAGCUGACCAUGCUGCUGUUUGGCUCUCCUAAAGAACAGAUCCUUUCUAAAGACACUAGCAGGAGGUGUAGCUGGGGCUCCUUUGAUCUUAAAGCUGCUGUCACCUAUCACACUAAAGAAAUGGAAUUCAUUUUCCACAUUCAAAAACAAGAUCCAAAAAGAGUAGUGAUUUAUGAUGAGACCAAGGAUGAGCCGGGUCAGUGAGGCAGAUCAUCUUCACUUCUCCUCUUCUGGGUGCUGCAGUUAUUUACCUUGGAACACACAAAUCCUUCUGGAUGAAUCGAGCAGCAAUUGUGAAAACCCUGAUAGCUGAGCAUGAUUUUUCCCUGGGAUUCUGGGGUGUAAUAACGGAACUUUGAGAGGGGAGGGCAUCGGACAGACAUUCAGAAGGACGUGUGGGGAGCCGAUCGGUGCCUCUGCAACAUAUUGAGUGGACUCUUCAUCUUCAGAGCUGUGGUUGUUACUCGUCUUAUAACUGAAGGGACGACAGUUCAUCAAAGGGGGGUGUGUUGGUCUGCACCUCCUUAAGCCUUUACCCUGUAGAACUGUGGGGGUGGGAUGCCUCCAUCAUUUUCGUUUUCUGGCGCAUUCAGAUGAGUUAUUGUACAUAUUUUAGACGUUAUGCAUACACAUCCGUGUACAAACUUGAAUUCAUUGUGAAUGACAGGUGAAGACACUAGAAGAAUGCCUUUUUAAAUGGUGGAAUAAAGGGGUUUGGAGUCCCGUUAGAAUAAAUAAUGCCCCACCCGUUAAGAAAAGGAACCCCGUCUUUAACCCAGAUAUCUGAAACUAAAUGCUGUUUUAGCAGACUUAACGCCAGUGUUAUUUGCAUUAUUGUACGGGCUCAGAGCGCAGGUACUAAAGUGCCCAAUCUGGACGAACGCUACUGCCCCCUCGCUGUCGCUCCGUCAGCUUUCAUUAACAUUUUCCGUUAAAUCUACCACUUUUUAAUUUCAUCCUCAUCAGACAUUUCAUUUUCACGGAUAUUUCUGCGUUCACUAUUUAAGGGGAGGAAAGAAAUGUUUUAAACCCUUAAAAAAAGUGAUUUUUGUUGCUUCCAAUAAUGUGCAAUUUGGACUCACAACACUCAGGAUACAUCUACAAACUAAUCUUCCCAUAACUGUUUACCUCCUCCGCUGUAGAAACAUCCCCUCUCUUUAGUUUAACGGUAUUAGCCGUUCUGCUUCUUGGGGUUCUGUUGCAUGUUUACAGGUGCAAAUUCAUCCCAGCACAACUGCAAUAACAAAUGUUGAAAUGUAAAGAGAACACCAUGUGACGUGGGGAAGCCACAGACCGACCUGCCUAAAAACGCAGCUCAUUUCAGAUGUUUCAGCUCUUCACUGUGGGUUUUUUUUUUUUUUUUUUUUUAACCCCCAAACCCUGUGGCUUCACCCCAAUCACAGUCUUCAAAUCAGGACUGCACAAGCGAGCGCUCCGGUUCUCUUUCCUCCUAAAUGCUAAACGAUGGGAUUUGGUUCAUGUGUGGAUUAACGGCACUUUAUGUAAACAAAUGACCUUUAUCGUAAAUACUAAGAAAAUCUAUAUGUACUAGCAUUAAUCCUUGAAAGAAUGACUUUGGGCUGUUACUUAAAAAAAAGUUAAAUACAGAAUUAUUAAAUGUAACUCAGGUAGUGUUGAUAAA